AUGGGAUUAUUGCGCGAUUGCCUUAAACGCUGUUUCGCACUCUACGAGCUCUAUUCCGACGCUAAAUUGCGCCCGCAGUUUGCGGCGCCGUGGCUGAUUCGACGCGCCGGAUUCCUUAGCUGGAGCUCCUCAGUCAUUGUUUGGGCUAUCGCCUCGCUACGAUCUGGAGAGAGCUCGUUAGGCGUUGUUCCCAGACCGUCGGCUGUCUCCGCACUCGUUAAAAACAACUGCACUCCCGUCUCUGUGAAGCUAUUCCGGAGCGUAUUUCGGCGAGAGACGCCUUGUCGGAUCUCGACCGAGCGAAGAAUCUCGAUGGUCCCGCUACCCGUCGCUACGGUACUUAGCCUUACCCGCGAUUGCCGCAACGCUAAUGCGUUUUGUCUUAACUCGGUUCGGGUACUCCCACUCGGCGGCGUCGCCUCAUUAGCGGCCUGGAGUGGUCCGCGGGAGAAUUUAAUUGCAGACUGCGGCCGCAACAUCCCCACGGCCGGUAGCCAUCGCCGCAAUUACGUGUCACGAACACACUUCCGCUUAAUCGACAGGGAUGAAUGGCGCAAGAGGGAGGAGGCCUAUGCCCAGCAGUGGGCUGAUAAUGUUGAUGAUGAUGAUGAUUCC
Messenger RNA from Iphiclides podalirius (scarce swallowtail), 615 nucleotides. NCBI's taxonomy places the organism in Eukaryota, Metazoa, Arthropoda, Insecta, Lepidoptera, Papilionidae. The record is from the annotation of a GenBank genome assembly.